Molecule: messenger RNA, 4240 nt
Organism: Bombina bombina (fire-bellied toad)
Lineage: Eukaryota; Metazoa; Chordata; Amphibia; Anura; Bombinatoridae
Gene: ARID5B
Product: AT-rich interaction domain 5B
Exons: 10
Coding region: 37-3618 (1193 amino acids)
Biological process (GO): regulation of transcription by RNA polymerase II
Cellular component (GO): nucleus
Molecular function (GO): transcription cis-regulatory region binding
Source: RefSeq, a predicted model, not a curated record
AGAGAAUGUUGAGUUCAAUCAAUUCAGAACGUCGAGAUGGAGCCCAACUCACUCAAGUGGGUCGGCUCAGCCUGUGGUUUACACGGACCUUAUAUUUUCUACAAGGCUUUUCAGUUCUACCUUGAAGACAGACCAAGGAUUUUGUCCCUUGGCGACUUUUUCUUUGUCAGAUGUAAACCAGAGGAUUCGAUUUGCAUAGCGGAGCUCCAGCUGUUGUGGGAAGAGAGGACUAGCAAGCAACUUUUAUCCAGCUCCAAACUUUAUUUCCUUCCAGAGGAUACUCCCCUGGGCAGAAAUAGCGACCAUGGAGAGGAUGAAGUAAUCGCCGUGUCAGAGAAGGUGAUUGUUAAACUUGAAGAUUUAGUUAAGUGGGCCCAAUCAGACUUUUCUAAAUGGAAAUGUGGGCUUCCAGCUCUACCGCUGAAACUCCAAGAGCUUGGAAAGAACGGCCAAAGGGAGUCAUUGCUCAAAAGUCGCCAAUCUACUCUCAACAGUGGACUCAAUUUCAAAGAUGUCUUCAAAGAAAAGGCAGAGCUAGGGGAUGACGAAGACGAGAGAAAUGUGAUGGUUUUAAGCUACCCACAAUAUUGUCGAUAUCGUUCUAUUCUUAAACGCAUUCAAGCCAAACCUUCUUCAGUAUUGGCAGACCAAUUUGUUCAAGCACUUGGCGGUAUCGCUAUAAUAAACAAGAACACAAAAAUUCUCUACUGUCGGGAAACAUUUGAUCACCCAACAUUAAUUGAAAAUGAAAGUAUAUGUGAUGAAUUUGCUCCAAAUCUUAAAGGAAGACCACGUAAAAAGAAACUGUGUCUACAGAGAAGAGAUUCUGUAAAUGGAGUGAAAGAUCCAUCUAAUAUUUGUGAUGGCAAAGCUGUUGCCAAGGUAAAAUGUGAAGUGAAGACAACUUUACCAAAAUCAAAGACAAUUAACAGCAUCUGCAAGAAAACAUCAACUGAAGAAAAAACAAAGAGCGGGGCAGGAGAUAUUUGCAAAGCAGAUGAAAGCAAAGCAGAGGAGCAAGUCUUUUUAGUAGCACUAUAUAAAUAUAUGAAACAACGGAGAACACCCAUAGAGAGGAUACCAUAUUUAGGAUUUAAGCAGAUUAACCUUUGGACUAUGUUUCAAGCUGCUCAAAAACUGGGAGGAUACGAAACGAUUACUGCCAGAAGACAAUGGAAACAUAUUUAUGAUGAAUUAGGAGGAAACCCUGGAAGUACCAGUGCAGCUACUUGUACUAGAAGGCAUUAUGAGAGAUUAAUCCUGCCAUAUGAAAGGUUUAUUAAAGGAGAAGAAGAUAAACCGCUACCUGCUGUGAAACCACGGAAACCAGACGCCCUGGAGGCGGAGACUAAAACAAAAGUUUGUGGAGGAACAAAACGCAUUAAAAAUGAAACUCAAAAGGCAAAGAAAGAAAAAGAUGUUACAGCAGAUUCUCAAGACCCAACUGAGAUUCCACUUAAUGAUGACAGUAAUUUGGAAGAAGAUGGAAUACAUAUAUCAAAUGUGUGUGAGUCAGAGGAGACAAAAACAUCUGUAGAUUAUUGUGAAUCGACAAUAUCAGAAAUAAAACAACCUUCGUCUGUGGAAAAAGAGGAGUUGGAUGAGACAAUCUCUAAUGAUGACCAUGUGAAGGAAGACGAGCAUCUGCUUAAGGAUCCUAUUCCCAAUGACUCACCGACUCAUGUUAAAGAGAUUGAUUCCAGCCAAGCAGACGAACAACCACAAAUGUCUAAUGAAACUGCACAAAUUACAAAACAAGAGCAAAACAAACAAGAUUUUACAGACCCAUUAGAAAAUGAAACGCACGAUGAACAGUUUAAUAUGUUUCCCACAAUUCAGGUGCAGUUGCAGGAUGAACUCAACAUUGAGGAUGAAAAACUUCCAGAUAUGCCAGAUUAUAUUGCAAACUGUACUGUAAAAGUUAAUCCUUUGGGAUCUGAAGGCCUAAAAAAUCCAUUGGACAGCAAACUAUUACAAAACGCUUUAAAACAGAAUCCCAAAGUUUAUCUUGUACAAACUCUUGACAUGCUUAAAGAGAAAGAUACUGCUAUUUCCAUGAAUGAUGACUCCUCGUUCACCUAUACUCCACUUCUGUAUUCAAGAGGGAAUCCAGGAAUUAUGUCCCCGUUGGCCAAAAAGAAGCUUUUAUCACAGGUUAGUGGGGCUACACUACCUGGAAGUUACCCCUAUGGCUCCCCACCACCCCUAAUAAGCAAAAAGAAAUUAAGUUCCAAAACUGAAACAACAUCAUCAUCGUUACAGACUCACCAAUUAUCUAACUCUGAAUCUGUUCCAAUAAACCGACCAUCUGUGAUACAACAUGUACAAAGUUUUAAACAAAAAAGCACAGAGGAAAAAAAGCCAACAAAUGACUCAUAUAAAAACAAUAUAUCAAACAAAACAGAUUCUUACCGUUGUGAAUUCUCAAAGCAUAAUCAGAGUUUACUUGCUGAAUCUUAUUCUUUAAAAGCUAGCAUGCAUGAAAUGAAAGAUAAAAAUGAAAAAAGAGUACAGCAACAUUCAAAUAUGCCUAGUUUUUUUGCUGAUUUUUAUUCAUCACCUCAUUUGCACAGGUUGUAUAGGCAAACAGAACACCAUCUUCACAAUGAACAUUCAGCAAAAUACCAUCCUCGGGAAACAAUCAGAGAUUCAGAGAAUGUGUCUUCUUUAACACUGCACAAACAUCAAGAAAAACUUCAUUACCAACAUUCUUUGCACCAACAUGAAAAACAGAAUUCAUGUGAAAACACAGAUGAUCAGCCAACUGAUUUGAGCCUUCCCAAAUCUAUGCACAAACAUAAUACAAAAAUGGCAGCAUCCAAUGUUUCCCAUCAAAUGGUACCACAGGAAAGCAAAACCCACCAUCUUUUUCAAGUUCAAAAUAACAAAGGUGUGGGAAUAGACUGUAAUCCCAAAGCAUGUAGAGUUUUACCCAUGUCCAUGUCUGCUUCUAAAAGAAAUGCAGAAUCCAUCCACAGACCUAAGUCGCAUAACGCAAGACUUGAUCAUUUAAGAAAGAUGGAAGGUUUGGUUCAUCCAAUCACAGUUGGCAAAUCCGGCACACAGAACUUUGGGACAUCAAGAUCAUUGAAAAGAAACUUAGAUGAUAUGGACAAUCCUAUUAGUGAAAAGAAAAUUAGAGCUGUAUCUCCUCUGAAUUUACCAAAGGAGAUAUCUGUGAAAGAGACAUAUACUGCUCAAGAUGGAGAAAGCAGCAAAUCGGUGCAUGAUAUUCAUUCUAGUAGCAUGAUGGACAGUCACAAGUACCCACUUUCAUCACAUAUCUUUCCUGGAAUAUAUCCUGGAGGGUUAUGUGGUGGGCUUAACUCUCGCAUACCAACUACCUAUUCUCACCCUCUACAGUACUUGAAAAACCAGACUGUGCUUUCACCUCUAAUGCAACCUUUGACCCUCCAUUCCUUUAUGAUGCAGAGACAAUAUCUAACUAACUCCACUAACUCACAACAGUUGUACAGACAUUUGGCUUCUGCAACACCUGUAGGAUCUUCAUAUGGAGAUUUACUACACAACAGCAUUUAUCCCUUAACACCUAUCAACCCUCAAUCUGCUUUCCCCUCUACUCAACUGUCAUCUGUACACCCUAGCACAAAACUUUAAAUUUCUCUAAAUUGAAAAGCAAAUGUUAAUAUUUUAGCUACAUUCCUUGCUCAGUAAAAUAUUCUGCAUAACAAACAAUGUUUGUCUACUGUGUGGGUCACGUUAUAACUUAAGCCUUCAAAUCUUAUGUAACAAAACUAAGAAUGGGCUAUGUCAAUACCAUUUUUUUGGCUUGAAAAAUACUUUCAUGAACAUUGUAAAUGUAAUAUAAUAUUUCCAAUUUGCACAACAUUUAUGUGAUUUUUAACAUCUUGGUUUAAUCCAGAUUACUUAAUGUGUUAUAUACAUUUUGUGAAAGUAAUACAGUUGAAGCUGGAAUGGGUAGAAGCAUUGGUGACGCAUAUGUACAACUUGGACAAAUUGCUUUUUGUUUUUCUGUGACUGUUAAAGGUUCAAUCAAUGCAAUGUAUAGUAACGAGUCAAUCAAUUUGUUAUGGAUUUUUAACACUAUAAAGGCGUAAAGGUAAACACUGUUCAAAUGACUGUACAUAUCUGCUCUUAAAAAUACCAGUGGCGCUGUCUUUUCAUCUAAUUUAUAUGGAUUAAUCUUUCAGUUGAUUCUGUGCUUUUUUAUUAUUAUUUUUUUUAUUAUUAAACAGUAUCGUGUUUAACUGCAAAGUCA